This is a messenger RNA of Olea europaea var. sylvestris, 815 nucleotides long. Its product is annotated as 40S ribosomal protein S10-1-like. Gene Ontology annotation, cellular component: cytosolic small ribosomal subunit. The record is from RefSeq and is a predicted model, not a curated record. The transcript has 5 exons. Lineage: Eukaryota; Viridiplantae; Streptophyta; Magnoliopsida; Lamiales; Oleaceae. Bases 89 to 622 code for a protein of 177 amino acids. Gene Ontology annotation, molecular function: structural constituent of ribosome; RNA binding.
GUUGUAGGGUUUCCAUUCACUCGCACCCACUGUAGCUUCCUCAUUUCCUCAAUUGGUCCUUAUCUCUGUGAUCAAUCUUCCAGAAGCCAUGAUUAUCCCGGAGAAGAAUCGGAGAGAGAUCUCCAAGUACCUCUUCCAAGAGGGUGUGUGCUACGCGAAGAAGGAUUACAACCUCGCUAAGCACCCGGAUAUUGAUGUCCCGAACUUGCAAGUGAUUAAGCUUAUGCAGAGCUUCAAGUCAAAGGAGUACGUGCGAGAGACAUUCGCGUGGAUGCACUAUUACUGGUAUUUGACCAACGAUGGCAUUGAAUUCCUUCGUACCUACCUUAAUCUUCCUUCGGAAAUUGUGCCAGCUACUCUCAAGAAGUCCGCCAAGCCCCUUGGCCGUCCCAUGGGUGGACCACCAGGCGACCGUCCACGUGGACCUCCAAGAUUCGAUGGUGAUAGACCAAGGUUUGGAGAUAGGGAUGGAUACCGUGGUGGGCCAAGAGGCCCUCCAGGCGAGUUUGGAGGUGAAAAAGGUGGAGCUCCUGCUGACUACCAGCCUGCUUUCAGGGGUUCCGGUGGAAGGCCUGGCUUCGGACGUGGAUCUGGUGGCUAUGGUGCACCACCCCCAAGUUAAAAAUUUCUCAAAAGAUAUUCUCUUUUUUGAGCUUCCAUUGUUUUUGGAUCUUGAGAGUUCCAGCUUCAGAAUUUGUCAGUGAAUGCGAGGCGUACCUUCUCUUUGAAAUACUAGGUUGUACUUUGAUUUCCUCCGCAAUUUUGUUCAUUUUGGAUCUUAAGUUAAUGGUGUUUUUAAUUUGUGCUGUAGCAGA